Molecule: messenger RNA, 634 nt
Organism: Moneuplotes crassus
Lineage: Eukaryota; Ciliophora; Spirotrichea; Euplotida; Euplotidae
Source: the annotation of a GenBank genome assembly
AUGGAAUCUCAUAGUGAGCCGUACGACCAACUGUUUAAGAUUGUCUUGAUCGGAGAUACCGGAGUUGGCAAAUCAUGAAUUGUCAGCAGAUACGUAAAGGGAGUCUUCCCAAAGAAAAAUGUCGCUACUAUUGGAGUGGAGUUCGCUGCAAAAUAACUUAAAACUUAACAGUGGGAUUCGGGUGAAAGCUCAAAUUUGGGAUACAGCUGGGCAAGAAAGAUACCUUGCUAUUACAACAGCACAUUAUAGAAGAGCUAUUGGAGCUUUAGUCGUAUAUGAUAUUUGAAAAAGGGAAUCUUUCCUAAACUGAGAAAAAUGGAUUAGUGAUGUAAAGUCUCAGGCUGAUCCAGAAAUUACAAUAAUGUUGGUUGGAAAUAAAGUGGAUACUGCUACUGAAGAGACUAGGCAAGUCCAAAAGCAAGAAGCUGAAGAGUAUGCUUCAAAGAACAAAAUCCUUUUCUGUGAGACUUCUGCAUUAUCCGAUAUUAACAUCAACAGUGCUUUUAUACAACUUUUGAAUAAAAUAGACGAGGUCAAAAUCCAUAAUCCCAAGAAGAAUAACAAAGUAGGUAUUGGACUCAAAGGAGUCGAUGCUGAUGGAUUCGAAGAAAGAGAUGAUGGAUGUUCAUGAUAA